GAUAAAAGCAAAGAGGAAUAUGAAUCUGAUAUUGAAACACCAGAAGAUGAAAGUUUAUUUUAUUAUGCAGAAGAAGCUGAAAGAAUUGAAAAGAAGAUCAUUAAACAAGUAUAUGAAAGAGAAUUCUAUUUUCAGGAAAAUAAUAAAUCAGAAGAAAUCAAAAAGGUAGUUUACAAUUUUGGAGAACUAAAAGAUAAUCAAGUUCAUGUCUUUACUAAAUUCAUGAAGAAUUAUAAGAAUCUAUUUGUUUGGAAACCUUAUAAAUUUGGACAAACCAAAGUUCUAUCUCAUGCUAUACAAACUGAUGGACCUCCUAUUAAGCAGAACUUUUAUUGA
This is a messenger RNA of Dentiscutata erythropus, 336 nucleotides long. The record is from the annotation of a GenBank genome assembly. Lineage: Eukaryota; Fungi; Glomeromycota; Glomeromycetes; Diversisporales; Gigasporaceae.